AUGCCCUUCAGAGAGCGCAUCAAAGAGCUCUGCGGCGGCUGCUUUCGAGAACCAACCACCGGCGAGGAUCUACAACAACCGCCGCCACUGCCAGUACCACUCCCAGAUGUCGGUAAGGACGGCAUCUAUUCUCCCAGCCUAUCAUUCAUAUCUGAAACCAGCACUCGAUCAACCUAUUGUCCUCGCACAGAAGAAACCGUGCCGAUAUCUACUAUAUCGACAUAUAUCAAAGCAAUAAACAUCCUUUCCUCUCUACACCUAGCACCAUUGGCAUUCAUGAUUCUGGUCCUCUCGAAUCUCAUCGCCGUCAACGCGUUUAGUUGUGACCACAUUGGAAACCUCGCGGUGGUGACCUCGGCUAACCGUCUUUCAGAGCGCGAUGGUCCAGGAAUCGAGCCUGGAGAGCCCCGGGAAGUGCGGAAAGGUUACAUAGUCGGUCCCCCUUGGUCGUACUUGUUCUACCCACCACCUCCUUUUGGAUAUUCUACCGUUCCGGGCAUUUCAAGCUUUCCAAGAUCUACCCAAUCUCCAGCUCCACUCACCACGACCCCUUCAGCCCCAUCCAUCACAAACACCUCAUCAACAUCAGUCGUUGUAUAUCCCACCACUACUAUCUCGCCCUAUCCGUUGAGUUCACCAAGUGCGUCCCCAGCUUCUGGUGUUUCGCCUACGUCCGCGUCCCGAAGUACCAGUGUCCCCGACAGAGCAUCGUUUUCACCAACAAUCCCAGGCACAGCAUCCUCAUCAAGGACAUCGUCCUCCUCAAGCACAAAGUCCGUGGCUACUACUAACACUUCGGCUCCAAUCCAGACUUCAAAUGUUGUGCAAGUCGGUAACCAAUGGCUUGUCCCUGAAGCAGGCAUCUUUGACAAUCGGGCAUCGUUUACUUUCGGCAAUGGUUUCCCAGACGGACUCCAGAUCAGCAACUAUAGCAAUCACCAGAGGGGGAGUGGCCCAUCUCCUGAAGUUCCGUACAACCCCAAAUUCGACCCUGCAAAUGUACAUAUCAUGGAUGGAAUGCUAGCGUUGACUGUGCCGGGACAUCAAAGGCCCAACAAACACAAUGGUUGGGCGCUGAGCAGCGCUGAAGUCACAACCGUGAAAGAGAAUAUUUUACAUGGUAGUGUUCGGACAAGAGCUAUACUCAGCAAAGUGCCGGGGACUUGUCAUGGGUUUUUCUUUUAUCGGUCCGAUACUCAGGAGAUCGACAUUGAAUAUUUAACAGAUCCGUCAUCUCUCUCAAACAAUGGACCCGGUAAACGAAUUCCUAUGCACUAUACCAAUCAGGCUGUGGACCCGGAAGACGAACCGGAGACUCAGGCCACUGGAACUUCGCCUUUAGACUGUACAACAGCGGUCCACGAAUACCGAAUCGAUUGGACCUCGGACUAUACCGCAUUCUAUCUUGACGGCAAGUUACAGAAGAAGUUCACGACCAAUGUCCCAAGCGAGUCAGGACCUUGGGUCUGGAACAACUGGGCCAACGGGAAUAAAGGUUGGUCAGUCGGACCUCCGUCUAGCGACAACAUUCUCUUGAUCAAGAGCAUUGAAAUGUACUACAACACGGACUAG
Molecule: messenger RNA, 1572 nt
Organism: Exophiala spinifera
Lineage: Eukaryota; Fungi; Ascomycota; Eurotiomycetes; Chaetothyriales; Herpotrichiellaceae
Exons: 3
Coding region: 1-1572 (523 amino acids)
Biological process (GO): carbohydrate metabolic process
Molecular function (GO): hydrolase activity, hydrolyzing O-glycosyl compounds
Source: RefSeq, a predicted model, not a curated record